AUGAAGUCAAGUGGUAGAAGAGUAGGAGUGACUGUAGAUCAAGAGUAUGAAUCAUUUACAUCGGAAGAGGAAGAGGAAAUAGAGGAAAAUCCUUUUAAAAUUCCAACUGAUGAACAAAUAUUUGAGAGUAAGGAAAAAUUAAAAUCGAUAAAUACAGGUUCCGGGUUAACCUUCAAAUCACCAAGAAAAACAAAAAUGUCAAGGAGAGACCCUGUUUUACCUCUUAUUAGAGAUAAAAAGUCAAAGAGUGCUCCUUCUGGUGAUCAACCUGUUGAUGUAAAUAGCUCGUAUAAAAAGAAGGAAAAUGUUUCAGAUUUUAUUGAAAAGAAAAAACAAAUGUUUCUCUUGCAGAUGAGUAUUGAUACUAAAAAGUUUGAAAUUAAGAAAUUAGAAAAGAAAGCUCAAAAGAGAGAUCAAAAACUGUUCCAAAUGGAACAGGAACUAAAACAACAGACACAAGCUUUUGACGAUUUUCUUGCCCUUAACGAUAUUAGAGCAGUGGAAGCUAUCAAAAAAGCUGAAGAAGAAACGAAAGCAAAACAAUCUAAACAAAACGAGAUUAAGAAAUUGAAUGCGAGAAUUGCUGCAAUCACAUCAGAAAUUUCAAAACUUGAUUACCAGUUAGACAAUUGCAGAAGAUAUAAAGACUUUUUGGAUUCACUCACACCAAAGGAAGAAUUGGCAAAGAUGAAUGACAAGAAGAAAAAGACAUCCAAAUCAAGACCAGGAUCAAGAGCAAGCUCAGGAAGAUCAGGAACUUCGACCAGUGAAAAAGAGGAAAGAGAAACAAAGAUGACACCAAUUGCCUCUCUGGAUUCUAAAGAAGAGGAGCAGACAGAAAACAAUGAAGAAGUUAUUGAUAUGUAUUUUAAAAAGCCAGAGCAACUUCUUAAUAUUUAUUCAGAAUUGGAAGAAAGUAAUUUAAUUUUAAUCCAAAACACUGAAGACAUUCAAGAGCAACUUGAAGAUGUCCAAAAAAUGUACAAAGAAACAAAGAAGAAAAUGAGUAUGGAAGCUGAGAAUUUGCAAGCUCAAAUUGAUGUACUUAAUGAACAACUUGAAAUAGAACAAGAUAGAUUGAAAACCAUUUCAGAUAGACACUCUUCAAAUAUCGAUCAGGAUGGAGAAGAGAGAUUAAAGAUGUUAACUGAAAAGAUUAAAGAAAUAUAUCUUCAAUCUGGUGUGGAAACUGAAUCAGACCAAAAUGCAGAUAUUAUGGAAAAUAUUGACCCACUCUUCAUGUUAUCCAAAAUUGAAAAUAAGCUUGAAAGUUUAUUAACAGUACUUGAUGAAUACGAUGACGAUUUUGUUGCCAAGUACGAAAAGCAAAGAGAGAAAGAACGUAGAAAGCAGCAAAGAGAGGAGACCAACAAAAUUAAAUCUCAAAAAGAGAAGAAGAAUAAGUCUGUUGUGCAGCAAACAGCACCUAGAAAGAGAGCAGGUAAACCUCUUGUGUUUAGGUCGGCUCCACCAAAUACAGACACAAAGAAAUCAAAGAGCGAGGAAACAAAACAAAACGAAGAGAAGGAUGAGUUUAAGGAAUUGUUUGUUUGUCUUGUUGGUUGUUGCUUUGCUCAUCAACCAACUUUCCAUAUGUUUACUCAAAGUCAACAUGUUGAAAAUCAACCAAAUCAUCAUCACAAAUGUAUUCACGACUCUCUCUACGAUAAUGAAUUAAAACGAUUUGAUGGAGAUCGUUCAAAAUCACCACUUUUCAUUGGUUUAGAUAACCCAAUACCUCUACAAACUACUCAUCGUCUUGUUAGGAAAAUGGGUGCCAAUGGAAAACGUUCUAUUGAAAAGGUGUUUGAUGUCUUUUCAUCCAUUAGAAUAAUUCUCGAUACAACUUACUUGUCAAGUGAUGUAGAGAGUAGAUCAUGUUAUUCAACUGGUGCAACCUAUAAGAGAGGAAAUCCAUCUUCUACAAGUGUAGUUUGUGAUGGUUCUUCAGUAACAACUAAUUGCUAUGGAACAUGUAAAAGUGCAGACGUAAUUACAUCUACCAAAUCAUCUCGUGUGCUAAAUCUUGUUCAACAAGUCAAGGCAAAGAUUGCAUCUCAGAUUAGUACUAGACCAUUAGCUUCAUUCACUGUUUCAAAACUUGCCAUUAAUUGUGGUGCAGAGGGAGGUGUUCCAUGGACUAGUAAUGUAAUUGCUCCAAAUACAUUGACAAACGUUGAUUUAUAUAUUUAUGUCACGAUGAGACCUGCUGAUACUGGAGUUGCUGCUUGGGCUACUGCUUGCAGUACAGAAUCAACAUAUGGAAGACCUGUUGCUGGUCAAUUGAAUAUUAAUCCAUCAAUUUUGGACACCUAUCCAAGUGAUGACACUGUUCUUCUUUCAACAAUUGAACAUGAAACAACUCACAUUUUGGGAUUUAGUUCAUCAUUUUAUGGACAAUAUCGUGAUGAUAAUGGUUUUUUAAUGUCAUCAUCUGCAGUUGUUGCCUCAAAGACCAAAACUGAAAAUGGAGCCUCUGUAACAAGACAAUACUUUAUUCAUUCAAAGAUGACUAACAUGUAUAAGAAUUUAACUGGAUGCUCAAGUGUUGAUGGAGUACCAAUUGAGGAAUAUGGAAGCUCUGGAUCUGCAGGUAGUCAUUUUGAUGCAAGAGUUUUUGUAAAUGAAUUGAUGGCUCCUUCUUUGGAUGGUUGUGGAACUUUUGGUAGAAGUUGUGUAACUACAACUGCUACUUUGGCCUUAUUAGAAACUACUGGUUGGUACAAAUCAAGUGUUGCCAAUCCAAUAAUUCCUGCCUACGGUAGAAAUAUGGGAUGUAAUUUUGCUAAUCAGAGAUGUUCUACUUGGGAUACUGACAAGUUGGGUUAUUUCUGUACUGAUACCACUCAAAAGAAGUUCUCUUGUGUUUACCAUAUGCGUGAUAAGGGUAUUUGUGAUAUGGCCACUUACACUUCUGCAUUGCCUGCUCAAUAUCAAUAUUUUACAAAUUCCAAACAAGGUGGUAGAGUUUCAUGGUUCGAUUAUUGUCCAAUUCAACGUCGUUAUAUGAAUUGUGCUGACAAAACAAUGCCAAAGAGAUCUUCAGAAGUUUUCAAUACCAAUAGUGCCUGUUUUGUAGGUAAUUUAGAAUUGACUGGUUUUAGUGGAACUAUGGAAAGUGAGGAUUCGGCCAGUAGAUGUCUCGUGUAUAGUUGUGAUAGAACCAAUAAGGUACUCAAAAUUAGACUUCACACCACCUCCAAUUACAUUACUUGUCCUUCAGAUCAAUCCAAUCAAGUAUUCACAGCUCCAACUGGAUUCAAGGGAUCUGUUACAUGUCCAAAGAAUGGUUAUACCAUUUUGUGUGAUUCCUAUGAAAUUACUCCAUCCACUGAUGAUGGUACAGGUAAAACUGCAAUCUCAUCUGAUGAAGCUGGAAAUGAAAGCUCAGAUGGUACUUCAUCUGGUAAGGUUUGCUUCUUAGGAAUCUGUUGGGGAAGCAGUGCACAAAUUGUUCAAUUUUCCACCUCAAACAUUUUCCUUCUCAUUGCUACAUUUGUUUUGUUGAAUGCAUUAAUGAACAUGGUUACACAAUAAAAUUGUCUCAAUAUUAUUAUUU
Molecule: messenger RNA, 3559 nt
Organism: Naegleria gruberi
Lineage: Eukaryota; Heterolobosea; Eutetramitea; Acrasida; Naegleriidae
Product: leishmanolysin peptidase
Exons: 5
Coding region: 1-3537 (1178 amino acids)
Biological process (GO): proteolysis; cell adhesion
Cellular component (GO): membrane
Molecular function (GO): metalloendopeptidase activity
Source: RefSeq, a predicted model, not a curated record